UAAUAAUCUGUGCCUUUCUAAACAUUUAGAAACUUCUUGAACGUACUCGUGCCAGGCGAGAGAACUUACAGAAGAAAAUGGCUGAGCGACCUACAGCAGGGAUGAGGCCCACAAUGCAGACAAAGAGAACUAGAGAACCUUUGUCAGAAACGAAUAACCAAUCACCUUUGCCUGAUGAAGAAGUGCAACCUAGUACAAAGCCAUCCCCAUCAAAAAGGCUCUGUUCUGCCAGCAUGGAGGGUCCAGUUUCUAGCUCAGAGAAUAGACAACCAGUUAAUUCAACUUCCAUGAAGUAUCUUCCUCCUGAGAUGACUGCACAGCCACAAGCAACUGGAAAUAACAGGGCUCCCUCAGUUCAGCCUGUUCCAGUGCUUGUUAAGAAGGAAGAACAGAACUUGAAAACUGAAGUACCUGAAGCCCUUACAGUCAAAACACGUAUGCAGAAAUUGGCACAACAACGACGCUGCUGGGAUGAUAAUGAUCCAUCUGAAAGUCCUCCCCUUCUGUCAAAAGAACGGAUUGUUUCCCCACCCAAACAGCCAUCUCUGCAAAGUGAUACCCCAAUUGGGAGAAGAGGCCGUUUAGCUAACCUUGCUGCUACAAUUGGUUCCUGGGAAAAUGAUCUAAGUCAUCCAUCUGCAAAGCAAAACAAUACACAAGAACAGCCUGGCACUACUUGUUUAUCCAAAUUGUCCACUACAAGUGAAGCAUCUGCUCGAAUCAAUAGUGGCAGUGUAAAGCAGGAAGCGGCAUCCUGUUCUCAAAGAAUUAUUGAGGUGUCUGUAAAUAAACCAGCAACCUCUGAAAUAUUGGGAUCAAAUGAUGACUUAGCAAAAUCCUCUAGAGUUGCCAAUCCUAAGGAAUCUGAGGUACAACAACCAUUAAAAAAGAAACCCUGCAGUCCACAGAAAACAAUCUUAUCUCAGCCAGCUCAGCCCAAAGAAGAACCAAUCAAAAUAACGUAUACACAACUUGAACAUAAGAAUAAGCCUACAACACCAGGAGGGUCAGGAAUCAAACCCUUUCUGGAACGUUUUGGAGAACGCUUUCAAGAGAAUAGUACUCAAAGUCCUGUUACAACUACUACUGGAUACAGAACGCCAAUUAUUACCCCAAACACAAAGACAAUCCAGGAAAGACUUUUCAAACAGAAUGAAACAUCCUCCACUGCAAGUCUAGCACAACAGCUCAAGCAGGAACGUGAAAAAGAACUUGCUAGUAUUCGUGUCCGGUUUGACAAGGGCAAUCUGUGGAGCGCUGAGAGAGGUGAAAAUUCAAAAAGCAGACAUCCAGAAACGAAAAUGGAAAGCCAAGCUCAAGCUAGUUCAACACAGCUUGCUAGUUCAGAUGCUAUUUCUCUUGUAGCCACAGAAAAGACCACAGCAUCUGAGAAAUCUCCCUCAGAAUCUUCAGGCUCUUCAAAAUGUGAAGAGACUGAAAAACUCAGUCCUCUGAAGAACAAAGGAUUGCUAAAGAAUCCACUAAAAGCAGGGUCUGUCUCAAAACUUGAGCGACUUACAGAGAAAGAAAAUGAUGCAGUAUGUGAAGUUAAGAUAAGUGUGGAUGAUGAAAUGAAUAGCUCAAAGGUAAUAAAUGAUAUUUUUGAUGAAGUUCUUCAAGAGGAUGGACCAGACAUAGAAAAACUAAAAAAAGAAAUGAGUAUGAACCUGGAAGCUGGGAGUGAUGAUGAUCAGGAAGAGUCACUGAAUAUUUCAUCAAUGUCUCUGCUAACUCCAUUAGCAGAAUCUGUUGGUGUUGUAAGUCCAGAGGUUUUUGCUUCCCCUAGUAGGUCAGUUGCUGAGAGCAGCAGUGUAAGUGAUGAAAGUCCAAAGUCUGGCAAAUUCCAAAGGACACGGUUCCCUAGAGCAGAAUCUGGGGAUAGUAUUGGCUCCUUGUCAGAAGACCACAACCUUCUGUAUAGCAUUGAUGCUUAUCGAUCUGAAAGAUUUAAAGAAACAGAUCGCCCUUCAAUAAGACAAGUGAUUGUUCGCAAAGAAGAUGUUACUUCUAAGCUAGAAGUAAAAAGAAAUGGAACUUCUGAUCAAGUUAAUAUUAAACAGAAAAUGCAGGAGCUGAAUAAUGAAAUCAGUUUGCAACAGACUGUGAUUCAUCAGGCCAGCCAAGCUCUGAACUGCUGUAUUGAUGAGGAACACGGAAAAGGAUCACAAGAAGAAGCCGAAGCAGAGAGACUUCUCCUUCUUGCAACUGAAAAGAGAAAAGCUUUGCUUGAAGAGCUCAACAAAUUGAAGAAUGAGGGACCUCAGGGCAAAAAAAAUAAAGUGCCAUCCACAACUGGUGAAUUUGCUCCAUCCAGGGGAUCUGUUACUCUUUCAGAAAUGCGAUUACCUCUGAAAGCAGACUUUGUCUGCAGUACAGUUCAGAAACUAGAAGCAGCAAACUACUACUACAUAAUAUUGUUGAGAUCAGGAGCGGAAAACAUGAUAGCAACUCCUGUAGCAAGCAUUGCAAAUUCCCUAAAUGGAGAUGCUCUUACUUUUACUACGACAUUUACUUUGCAAGAUGUGUCCAAUGACUUUGAAAUAAAUGUUGAAGUUUACCAUUUGGUACAGAAGAAAGAAGGCACAGGCAAUGAUAAGAGGAAAAAGGCAAGCAAAUCAAAGGUUAUUACUCCAAAGAGAUUAUUGACAUCUAUUACUACUAAAAGCACCCUUCUUACCCCAGUCAUGGCUAGUCCAAGUGGCCCCAAUGCUGUGCGCACUAGUAACUUUGUACUUGUUGGAUCUCACAAGAUUUCACUGCUUUCACUUGGGAACUCCAAAUUUACUUUGGACAAGAUAAAUUAUGGAGGGAAGGAAAGAGAACUACUGGACUUUAUGUUCCAGGACAAGGUUCCCUUUCUGUCUUCUUUAGAAGGCCAUAUAUAUCUAAAACUAAAAUGUCAGGUAGACUCCUUUGUGGAAGAAAAGGGAUUUUUGACAAUGUUUGAAGAUGUUAGUGGAUUUGGGGCUUGGCAUCGGCGCUGGUGUGUGCUUUCUGGAAACUGCAUCUCUUACUGGACAUAUCCAGAUGAUGAAAAGCGAAAGCAUCCUAUGGGCCGGAUAAACUUGGCUAACUGCACGAAUCGUCACAUUGAACCAGCCAACAGAGAGUUCUGUGCCCGACCCAACACUUUUGAGCUAAUCACUGUCAGACCUCAGAGGGAAGAUGAUAGAGAGACUCUGGUCAGCCAAUGCAAAGACACACUCUGUGUCACCAAGAACUUGUUAUCUGCUGAUACUAAAGAAGAGCGCAACCUUUGGAUGCAAAAACUCAACCAAGUUCUUGUGGAUCUUCGUAUGUGGCAGCCUGAUGCAUGCUAUAAACCUAUUGGAAAGCCUUGAAACUACGAGGAAAAUUGCUGUGAGAUCUUAUGUAGAAGAAAACAAACUGCAUUAUAAAUCCGUUUUUUUUAAAAUGUAGGAUUGUCUAAGCACCUCUGGGUUACUUAUUAUACUUUAUGCUUUAAAUCUGGAAGAGUAUGUGCCAUUCAUUAUACAGACUAUGUUAUGUAGUAUUUGUAUUUCUUAUUAGAAUUUUAACAACUUUCUUAGCAAACGAGUGUUAUAGGAGGCAAUUAAGCUCCUUAUCUGAAUGUGCUAAAUAUGAAUAUAAAACCUCUUUUUGAAAAUCUAUACAGCUUAGUAUGGUCUAUUAAGAUAUCAAAGUUUCUUUGGAAACAGCUAAAUCAGGAGAUAGCUUUAUUACAGGAAAUCUGAAAUUUCUUGUAAAACACAAGUGUACUAGUUAACUGUAUUUUUCUUUAAGGGAACAGUGACUCAUCAGAGUUCACACCAUUUAAUAGGUAGAGUGCUGAAGCAGGAACUUCAAUGCUUUUGAGGUUUUUAGUAAUUCUUCCUUAGGCAUAAAAGUUGCCAGUUUUGUGCACUUUACAGCAUGCGGUAUAAACUUUCACUUGUGGAAAGUGGAAACUACUUGUUGUCAGAAAAAGAAAUGUACAAAUACAUCCAUAACUGUUUCUUACAUUCUUAAUCUUGUCUGCCAUUUCUUAUACAAAGCAGUUUAUGGGCGAGUGCAUGGCACAUGCUAUGUGGUUUACAGAAGUUGAAUUAUGUAUGCAGUAUGUUGCACAUUUUCAUAGAAAUAAAAUGUCUUGAAUAUUCUAUUAGGGUUUUAUACGUUUAGUUUCAAACUGCCCAAAUAUGUGUGUCCUGAAUCUUAUGAUUUGUACAGAGUAUAAUUUUCAUUCUUUUUUUUUCCUGCAUUUGAGCACCAGAAAAAAAUUGUAAUUUUUGUUCCUUUUUAUAAGACUCAACAAAGCUGCUGUAUGCCAACUAAUACUUUUUUGGCCAUGAGAAAUACUAGAGUUGUCUAUAAGUUCAGGUAAAACUCUGUACUUCGGGCCACCAGUAAAAUGGCAGAACUACUCAGUUAAAGUCCAAAUAUGCAAUGUUCACAAAAGCUUUCUACUGCGCUUACUGUAAAGUACAUUAGUAGUGUACUUUAAAGUGCUAUAAGCUGUUAAAUCUUCACACUUGAAACACUAAAUUCUGUCAACCAAACUUUUCAUCCUGUCUUCUCUACUAUUGCUCUUGAAUCUACUGUUUUUGUCAUCUUUAAAUAUUUCAGAAUGAUGUAUUAAGAUUUAUUGUAUUCCCUUAUGUAAAGAAUAAAAGGACUGAGUAAACUU
Pelodiscus sinensis (Chinese soft-shelled turtle) is the source of this 4648-nucleotide messenger RNA. NCBI's taxonomy places the organism in Eukaryota, Metazoa, Chordata, Testudines, Trionychidae. The record is from RefSeq and is a predicted model, not a curated record.